GAAUCUGCUAUCGAUUUUACAAAGGGAAACUUCUGCAGUUAGCGCAGUUGCUGGCCUAGGUCUAGGAGAAUUGCCUGUGCGGUCUGCGUAUUUAGCGAGAUGAGCCGUAUAGUGCAACUACCGUCAAUAUUAGCGAAGAAAGUUACAGCGUCACCGCUGAAAAACUUUGCUCUCUCAAGUGUGGCCUCAAGGAAGCUGCAUUUUGGUGGCAGUGUAAAACAGAGUGAAGCCAAAAAAUCAGAACAGAUUUCAGGAUCAUACCCUGUUGUGGACCACACUUAUGAUGCCGUGGUUGUCGGAGCAGGAGGUGCCGGGCUCAGGGCAGCAUUUGGACUGGUUGCAGAAGGAUUUAAGACAGCUGUCAUUACAAAACUGUUUCCCACCCGUUCACAUACUGUAGCUGCCCAAGGUGGUAUCAAUGCUGCCCUGGGGAACAUGGAGGAAGACAACUGGCAGUGGCAUAUGUAUGAUACAGUAAAAGGGUCUGACUGGCUGGGUGACCAGGAUGCCAUUCACUACAUGACAAGAGAAGCACCAAAGGCGGUCAUUGAGCUUGAGAACUAUGGUAUGCCAUUCAGUAGGACAGCUGAAGGCCGAAUUUAUCAGCGAGCAUUUGGAGGCCAGUCUCUCAAAUUUGGAAAAGGAGGACAAGCUCAUCGAUGUUGCUGUGUUGCAGACCGCACAGGGCACUCCUUGUUGCAUACACUUUAUGGCCAGUCUCUUAAAUAUGAUUGCAAUUAUUUUGUUGAGUAUUUUGCUCUGGACCUUUUGAUGGAUGGUGAUGUCUGUGUGGGAGUUAUUGCUCUCUGCUUAGAGGAUGGAUCAAUACAUCGUUUCAGAGCAAAGAACACGAUACUUGCAACUGGAGGAUAUGGACGUGCAUAUUUUUCAUGCACAUCAGCACACACAUGCACGGGGGAUGGUACAGCUAUGGUGUCCCGUGCUGGGUUGCAGAAUCAAGACUUGGAGUUUGUACAGUUCCAUCCCACAGGCAUAUAUGGUGCUGGUUGCCUCAUGACAGAGGGAUGCCGUGGUGAAGGUGGCUAUCUAAUCAACAGUGAAGGAGAGCGAUUCAUGGAACGUUAUGCACCAGUUGCUAAAGACUUAGCAUCACGUGAUGUUGUCAGUCGAUCUAUGACAAUGGAGAUUCGAGAAGGGAGAGGUUGUGGCCCAGAGAAGGACCAUGUACUGCUGCAGCUUCAUCACCUGCCACCUGAGCAACUUGCUACAAGACUGCCUGGCAUUUCAGAGACAGCCAUGAUAUUUGCUGGUGUUGAUGUCACUCGAGAACCUAUACCCGUUUUGCCCACAGUGCAUUACAACAUGGGAGGUGUACCAACAAAUUACAAAGGUCAAGUCAUUGUGAACAGGGGUGAUGGAGACAAGAUUAUACCUGGACUGUACUCCUGUGGAGAAGCUUCCUGCUCUUCAGUUCAUGGUGCCAACCGAUUAGGCGCAAAUUCACUUUUGGAUUUGGUCGUGUUUGGCCGUGCUUGUGCGAAGACCAUUGCUGCAGAGGACAAGCCAGGAGAAAAACUUCCAGAACUGAAACAGGAUGCUGGUGAGGCAUCUGUUGCAAAUCUUGAUCGUUUGCGCCACAUGGAUGGUGGAACUAGGACAGCAACCCUCAGGUUACAGAUGCAGAAGACUAUGCAGACACAUGCUGCUGUCUUCCGUACUGCUGAGACAUUACAAGAAGGCUGCCAGAAGAUGGCAGAGUUGUAUAAGCAGAUGGAUGAUCUUAAGUUGCUUGAUAGAAGCUUGAUAUGGAACACAGACCUGGUGGAGACAUUGGAACUGCAAAACCUCAUGAUCAACGCUGUGCAGACAAUUGUGGGUGCAGAAAACCGUAAGGAAUCAAGGGGAGCCCAUGCUAGGGAAGAUUUUAAGGUACGUGUGGAUGAAUAUGAUUAUUCCAAGCCUCUAGAGGGCCAGACACCGAAGCCAAUGGAACAGCACUGGAGGAAGCAUACACUGACAACAAUUGAUGAAUGCAGUGGAAAGGUUGAGAUCAAGUAUAGGCCAGUGAUUGACAAGACACUGGAUGAACGAGAAUGUGCUACUGUUCCACCUGCAAUUCGUUCAUACUGAAAUGAGCUACUUGAAUCUACACUAUACUGUGUGUUAUGCAGAAUGCCUGCACGCUUAGCCUUUGUAUAGGGUACUAUAGAAGAGUGUACCUACAUACAGUAUUACAUUGGAGUCCGAUUUUGAUUUUACAUCAGAUAUUUUUUUAGGUAUCUUUUAAACAGAUAAUGAAUGACCUUGAUGGUUAUAUCAGUGCAGCUCAGAACCAGCAUUUGAAAGCAGUACUUACUUAAUUGUCCUCUGUAAUGUGAUAGUACAAGCAUUUUCCAAGAAAAUUUAUGGUGCUCACACAAAUAUACCUACAGCUGUUAUUUAUUUAUUUAUUUAUCAAGGAAAUGUAGUCUUAAACUGAGAUUGUCUGUAGAAGUACUUAUAUAUUCAAAUUUUGUAAAAGUAUUUGUUGUUAUACAUUGGUUUCAAACACAAAGAACCUCAUUUGUAACUAUUUUAGAGUUUUGAAAAGGAGUGCUGAAAAGCAUGUAAGACAGUAUUUGUUUGAAUGUUAACAUGCAUUUUGUGAAAGUUUCUGAAUUUAUUGUCUUACUUUGUGUUCCUUUUGGAGAGAAAAAAAUGCUUUUUUAACAAAUUACCUGUGCUUUCCUGAAUGUGUGUUAGCUUCAAAUGUGACUAAGAUUCAUUUUUCAUGUCGUGGUAUCUGCAAUGUACCUGAAUAGUAAUGGCAUAUAUUUUUCAUGUUAGUAUUUAGGCAAGAAAAUUGCACUCAGUGGACAGAUUCUCAGUUUUAAUAAGCUUUUUGCUGUAAUGUGAUGUUCUUAAAAUUUUGUCACUCCUUAAGAACUUCAUGGAUUUUUCAGUACCACAUUACUACUUAAUAUUGUUUUAACAUUUUUUUUUUUCCAUAGCUGUCUGCUGCGUUCUUGCAGUGCUAUAAACAGCAUACUUUCUGUGGCAUUGUUUGAAUAACAGUGAUUUUCUUUGCACAUUGUGACAGUAUUCUUUAUUCAUCCAAAACAUGUAAAAGGAAUGUAUAGUUGAAAUUAAAUGCUACUAUUAAAUCUUUA
This is a messenger RNA of Schistocerca nitens (vagrant locust), 3110 nucleotides long. RefSeq names its product succinate dehydrogenase [ubiquinone] flavoprotein subunit, mitochondrial (gene SdhA). Gene Ontology annotation, molecular function: succinate dehydrogenase (quinone) activity; flavin adenine dinucleotide binding; electron transfer activity. The transcript has 13 exons. NCBI's taxonomy places the organism in Eukaryota, Metazoa, Arthropoda, Insecta, Orthoptera, Acrididae. The record is from RefSeq and is a predicted model, not a curated record. Gene Ontology annotation, biological process: tricarboxylic acid cycle; mitochondrial electron transport, succinate to ubiquinone. Bases 100 to 2091 code for a protein of 663 amino acids.